Molecule: messenger RNA, 2082 nt
Organism: Moneuplotes crassus
Lineage: Eukaryota; Ciliophora; Spirotrichea; Euplotida; Euplotidae
Source: the annotation of a GenBank genome assembly
AUGGCUUACGGGAGUCAAAACCUUGAAGAACAAAUUAUUGAGUCUCUAAAUUACAUACCUGAAGAUCCAUUAGACUACCAUGAAUUUGAUCAUAAUAAGAGUGAUUGGGACAAUGUCCCUCUAAUUGUGACUAAAUUUAUCAUCUUCCUUAGUAGAAAUUUCCAAGGGCUUUCAAAGAAAUGAAAGCAUAAAUUUAGUGAAGAGACUACAAAAUAAUGUCAGAGUUGACCUUCAACAACAAAUUAACAAGAUUACUGAAGACUUAACUGAAGAUAAUUAAAAAUUUAAUGCAAACUCAGCAAGAAUUCAAGAUCAAAAUCCAAGAUUUGAACCAAAAGUUUCACGAAUUAGAAGAAACCUUCAAAGAAUCUAAGAAGUUCAGCGAGACAAUGGCUACAGACAACAUGUAUGACUUAAUUUCAAUUCCCUCUCGCAAUGUGGAUCUUACUUCUCGGUUUCCUUCUUACAAUGAGCUUUCUAAAGAAGAAAAGCUAGAGAAAAAGCAGCUAUAUUGAGGUAAGAAGAUGAAACAAGGAAUAAAUAAUCCAAAUUUCGAAGCUUCUUGGAUGAAUGACGAUGAGUUCUCUAAUCCGAAAUACUCAAGAGCAAGAAUGUUCACACUUAAUCAAAUUAGGGAUUUGAUCUAUCUUCAUCUCUCAAGAUCUGAUCUGCGUAAGAAAGCUUGCCGGCAUGAAAAUUUGGUAGAUUAUCAUGACAACGCGAUAUUUGAUCAGAAUAGAGACAGUAGGAGAUUUCAAGUUGAGGUGGAUGAGAAAUUCACAAAUACCCGUGAGUUACAAGAAAAGACAAACACAGAAAUUCAGGAGUUAAUUCUUAGGUACAACAAACGAAUUACAGACAUUAACAGGACUCUCUCUACAAAUGAGAAGCAAUUGUUCAUGCUUAGAGAGGACUCAGAUUACCUUCAAAAGCACUUAGAUAUAACAAAGGCCAAAACGGAAAUACUGGAUGACAAAAUUGCUAAAGUACAUUCAUAUUUUGAGGGUAAAAUUGCUGAGCAAAAUCAACAAAUUCAGAAAGAAAUCAAGAAAGCAAAUCAAUAUAUCAAAUCAGAGUCUUCUAGAUUAAGUAAUAUUCAAAAGAAGAGUAAAGAACUGCUUCUAGAAGUCAUCGAGAUCAAUAAAGGCACUAUUAUUUCUGAUGUGAAAGAAGAAAUGGAAAAUGUCAAAAUGUGCUUGGAAACCACACAAGAAGCUAUAGAAAAGGCUCUGAAGGAUAAUUCAGAGGAGAAUCAGAUCAGAGUCUCCAAGAUCAAAGGAAUCUGCUCAAAAUAUUUUGAAAAAUAUGAUAAAGUAAACAUUGCUGUAGAGAAAUAAAUUCGAAAAGGUAAAUCUUACUUUCGAAGAAUGGAAAGAGAAGGUGCUUAAACCUCUUAAUAUGAGUGAAGCAAGAUUAUAUACUACAGAGGUCAGGAUAAAAGAGGUAGAAGGGAAAAUUUAUUCGAACUUUGCACAUUCUAAAGAGAUGUUUAAGAAGCUGAUCUUCGCAUUGGAGCAAGAGAAUUUAUCACAUAAACCAUCUUUAUCAGCAUCUAUCCAAAAUGCUAUAGCUCAUAAUACUCGAGGAUCUUCAGGAGAUGCGUCUCAUAGUCCAAGAAACAGUGAUAUGAACUUCAUAUUUUUAAAGAGAUUGCUAUUUUUAAAGAAUGAAAUUAAUGAACAAUCUGCAGAAGGAUUCGAGCCUGAAGAAAUUGAGAAGAACACACGGAUAAAGACUCCUAGCUUUCAUAUAAAGAAGAAAGUUUCUAAAAUUUCAACAGAUUUGUUCAUGCCAAAGCCAAGGAUGGGGACUGUGUCUGUAAAGCAUCGAAAGAAGAGCUUAAGAUCUACGAGCCCCAUUAAGAUGUUUAAGUCAAAAGAUUUCCAAUCAAAGAACAACUCCAAGAUAAAGUUAGAUAUUUUUAAAAAGUCCAUAUAUGGGGGUGCCCAGAUUUUAGGUAAAAGUUUCUUGGACAAAAACCCCAAGCACGCCCAGAGCUUGAGUAUGCAUAUUGACCAGAUCAGGAAGGAGGCUACCAAGAGUUAUGAUCUUAAGGAUAUCUCUUCACAAAUAUUAGGAUAA